AUGGAAGAUAGCGGUAUUGACAGUGAUCCUAAAAAUUUUGCCACUAAAAGCGAAGGUUCUCAAUUUCAGGUAAAAAAAUUAAAAUUUUUUCUUAUUUUAAAUCAUAAACCGACAACUGUUACAAAAGAACAUUUGCCAUUAGUCGAUUGGGACACAGAUGAAAGCGAUGAAGACAUUCAUUUUUUUCCUAUCAAACCUCCCAUUCGACAAGAACUAACAGACACAUUCAGUAUUGAAGAAUAUCAAGUAUCACCCGAUGAAGAUGAUCUGAAUUUGCUUCCUCCAUUACCUACUUACCAAAGAUUAUCUCUUUGUUGUUUUUCUUUUAAUCCUAAAUGUGUUAUUUUGUAA
Messenger RNA from Pediculus humanus corporis (human body louse), 351 nucleotides. RefSeq lists its product as uncharacterized. The coding region runs from base 1 to 351 and encodes 116 amino acids. The transcript has 2 exons. Lineage: Eukaryota; Metazoa; Arthropoda; Insecta; Psocodea; Pediculidae. The record is from RefSeq and is a predicted model, not a curated record.